Messenger RNA from Nyctereutes procyonoides (raccoon dog), 9712 nucleotides. RefSeq names its product zinc finger protein 106 (gene ZNF106). NCBI's taxonomy places the organism in Eukaryota, Metazoa, Chordata, Mammalia, Carnivora, Canidae. The transcript has 22 exons. Gene Ontology annotation, molecular function: RNA binding; SH3 domain binding. Gene Ontology annotation, cellular component: cytosol; membrane. Bases 165 to 5882 code for a protein of 1905 amino acids. The record is from RefSeq and is a predicted model, not a curated record.
GCGGCGGCGGCGGUGCCCGCGGGGGGAGGGGGCCCGGAGUGGGCCGCCGGACCCAUAACUGAGAGGGGCCUAGGGGCCUUCCCUCGCUGGGACCUUGGCGGCCCGAUGGAGUAAGAGGGGUCGGCUGUGAGUGUGUGACGUUGAGUGCUUCAGAUCUGGUCACUAUGGUACGAGAACGAAAAUGCAUAUUGUGCCACAUUGUGUACAGCUCAAAAAAGGAGAUGGACGAACACAUGCGGAGCAUGUUGCAUCACAGGGAACUUGAGAACCUGAAGGGCAGGGACAGUAGUCAUGAGUGCCGAGUGUGCGGGGUCACAGAAGUGGGUCUUUCUGCAUAUGCAAAGCACAUUUCUAGCCAGUUGCACAAGGAUAAUGUUGACGCCCAGGAAAGAGAAGAUGAUGGAAAGGGAGAAGAAGAGGAAGAAGAUUAUUUUGACAAGGAACUCGUUCAGUUAAUAAAACAAAGGAAAGAACAAAGUCGGCAAGAUGAACCUUCCAAUAGCAGCCAAGAAAUAAAUUCUGAUGACAGGCGACCCCAAUGGAGACGGGAAGACCGAAUACCUUACCAAGACAGAGAGAGCUACAGUCAGCCAGCAUGGCAUCAUCGUGGACCUCCUCAGCGAGACUGGAAGUGGGAGAAAGAUGGCUUUAAUAAUACUAGGAAAAACAACUUUCCACAUUCUUUGAGGAAUAAUGGUGGACCAAGAGGAUGUUCUAGGUGGCAUAAGGGAGUUGCAGGAGGCUCCUCAACUUGGUUUCACAACCACAGUAAUUCUGGAGGUGGUUGGCAUUCAAAUAGCGGAAUGGUAGAUUGGAAUCAUAAUGGUACAGGAAGGAAUUCCAGUUGGCAUUCUGAGGGAACAGGUGGCUUUUCCAGUUGGCAUAUGAACAGCAGUAACGGAAACUGGAAAUCCAGUGUACGUAGUACAAAUAGUUGGAAUUACAGUGGCCCUGGAGACAAAUUUCAACCAGGCAGAAACAGAAAUUCUAACUGUCAAAUGGAAGACCUAACUAUGCUAUGGAACAAGAAAUCUAAGUCAAACAAAUAUAAUCAAGAGAGAUAUAGUUGGCAGCGGCAAGAAAGCGACAAAGUUGGUACAGCUGCCACGUACAGAGUUCCUUCUGAAGGAUUUACAAGUGAUAAAUUUCCUUCAGAAGGCUUACUUGACUUCAAUUUUGAGCAGCUAGAAAGCAAAACUACUAAACAGACAGAUACCACAGCUUCCAAAAUUGGUGGGAAGAAUGGCAGUGCAGCGAGGGAAAAGCUCCAUCGCUGGACUCCUUACCCUUCCCAGAAGACUCUGGAUUUACAAUCAGGAAUGAAAGAAAUCACUGGUAAUAAGUCAGAAAUGAUAGAUAAGCCUUUCUUUGACUUUAGCUUGACAACCACAGGAACACCAGAGCCCCAGAUCGAUGAAACAAAUAAUUCCCCAACGAUGAAAACACAAAAAGAAACACAUACUGGAUCUCUUAGUCACAAAGCCCCUUCUGACUGCACUGCUUCCUAUGAGGCAGUGAGAGAUUGCCCCAUUCCAGAAAAACACGAACAAGAACUUAACCUAAGUAAGAUGCCAUCAUUAAAAUCUGGACUCCUUCCAAUUCCAGUCACCAAUUCAGUUCCUCAAAAGCCAGAUUUAAAGAAUCCCUCAAAAAACACCAAAACAAAUUCUUUUUUUCCUGGAGAACACGCAAAUCCCUUGAACAAACCCACUAUAGAAGAGAAUCAUGGGUCUUAUAUAACAAAAUUGCGAAGUUCAUGUCCUCAUGUUUUAAAAGGGAAUAAAAGUACAUUUGGCAUUCAGAGAGAAUCUGAUGAAAAUUUAGGUGACACAUUACAAAAAGCCAAAGAGAUGCUACAGUGUCAUGAGUCAUUGCAAAAUCCACUUCUUGGCACUUCUAAAAGGACCAGGAACUAUGCAAAAGCAAAUAGGAAUGUAGAAGAGUCUGAAAAAGGAUCUUUGAAGAUAGAGUUUCAGGUACACACAUUAGAAGAUGAAAGUGAUGGGGAGCUAUCUGACAUGGAGAAGCAUGGAACAAAACUUGGAACCGUGGGCUCUGCCACUGCAGAAGUGUUACCCUGCAGCACUCAUAUCACUGAUGAAAAAGAGGAGGAUGACCAAAACUCGAAAACAUGUAGAGAACUAUCCACUAACACAUGUAAUGCGACAGUUCAUCAGAAGGAACCUGAGUUACAAAUGACGUCUGCAGCCAGUUCACACUCUGGCUUACUGCAAGACUUAAAAACUUCUGUAGAAGAUGCACAGGGUGAUGACCCUGUUAAAUCUCAUGUAUCUUAUGAAACAGAAGGCUUUGAGGGUGCUAGUUUGGAUGUAGAGCUUCAAAAAAACGAUAUAGGUCAGUCCUCAGGCCCUCUUCUGCCUGAACUCAGUAAGCUUGGCUUUCCUGCCUCUCUCCAGAGAGAUCUAACCCGGCACAUUAGUUUGAAGAGCAAAACUGGAGCACACCUUCCUGAGCCAAACCUCAAUAGUGCUCGUCGCAUUCGCAAUAUUAGUGGCCAUAGAAAGGGCGAGACAGAGAAGGAAUCUGGGCUCAAGCCAACCCUUCGGCAGAUUCUAAAUGCAUCUCGGAGAAAUGUCAACUGGGAACAGGUCAUCCAGCAAGUAACCAAGAAAAAGCAAGAGCUAGGCAAAGGCUUGCCCAGGUUUGGCAUAGAAAUGGUGCCUCUAGUUCAAAAUGAACAAGAGGUCUUGGAUUUGGAUGGGGAACCUGAUCUGUCCAAUCUAGAAGGAUUCCAGUGGGAAGGUAUUUCCAUUUCUUCAUCUCCUGGAUUGGCAAGGAAGCGAAGCCUUUCUGAGAGCAGUGUGAUCAUGGACAGGGCUUCUUCUGUUUAUAGCUUCUUCAGUGAGGAAGGUACAGGCAAAGAAAAUGAGCCCCAACAGAUUUUUUCACCUAGUGACUCGUUGAGGGCUGCACAGAGUCAGACAACAACCAUGGGCCUUAAGCAGGAGGUGACACCUCUGGCUGCCUCUUUAAGAACAGGUGAAAGGGCUGAAAAUGUUGCUAGUCAAAGGCGACAUAGCGCACAGUUGUCCUCUGACCGAACGAUACCUCUGAUGCACUUGGCGAAAGACCUGAACAGUCAGGAGAGUUCUACACCACCUUCAGAGAACCAGAAUACCCAGGAGAGUAAUGGAGAAGGAAACUCUUUAUCAUCAAAUAUAUCCUCAGCCCUUGGAAUCUCCAGUUUGGCAGACGCAGCCACAGACAGUAGCUGUACCUCUGGCACUGAACAAAAUGACGGCCAGAAUGUGAGAAAGAAACGAAGAGCCACUGGAGAUGGAUCUUCUCCUGAACUCCCAAGUCUUGAGAGAAAAAACAAAAGAAGGAAAAUUAAAGGAAAGAAAGAACGUUCUCAGGUUGACCAGCUGCUGAAUAUUUCUUUAAGGGAGGAAGAACUAAGCAAAUCACUGCAGUGCAUGGAUAACAACCUUCUGCAAGCCCGUGCAGCACUGCAGACAGCAUACGUUGAAGUACAGAGGCUACUUCUGCUCAAGCAGCAGAUAACUAUGGAGAUGAGUGCACUGAGGACCCAUAGAAUACAGAUUCUACAGGGAUUACAAGAAACAUAUGAACCUUCUGAGCGCCCAGACCAGGUUCCUUAUAGCCUUCCACGAGAGCCAAGGAACAGUAGAUCUCAGACAUCUGCUGAUGCCACACUGCUGCCUACUCCCUUUUUCCCAGUUUUUCUGGAGCCUCCAUCUUCCCACAUGUCUCCAUCGUCCACUGGAGUCCCUCUCCAAGUAACCACAUCUCCUACUUUCCAAGCCCAUGGCAGUGUUCCUGCUCCAGACUCCUCAAUUCAGAUUAAACAAGAACCCAUGUCUCCUGAACACGACGAAAGUGUGAAUGCUGUGUCACAAGGCUCUGAUGACAAUGUGUCCAAGGAAUUACUGCAAGCUAAUAGCGAGAACAGUGACAGUUGUCCCGUUUAUCCAGUUAUCACUGCAACGUUGUCCUUAUCAGAGGUCACAGAAAGUUUCCAUGAGCCUAGCCAAGAACUGAAGUUUUCCACAGAGCAAGGAAAUACCAGGAACAGAGGAAAUGCCCCCUCCUCCCAACCAACUGGUCUUCCAGGCAUAAAUAAAGAAGACGAAGAGGCAGUUAAAGGCAACAGCGGGUCUGAGGCCUGUACCAGUUCUUUUCCAAGAUUGUCAUUUGUUUCUGAAACCCCCUUAGAGAGGGAGCCCCACUCCCCAGCUGACCAGCUGGAACAGCAGGCAGAGUCUACUCUGACAUCAGCUGAAACUCGAGGAAACAAGAAAAAGAAGAAACUUAGGAAAAAGAAAACACUUCGGGCUGCUCAUGUUCCUGAGAACAGUGACACUGAACAGGAUGUAUUUACUGCUAAACCAGUAAGGAAAGUAAAGACUGGAAAGUCAGCUAAAGGGGGGAAGGUAACAACCUCCACCUGGGAAGAUAGUAGAACUGGCCCAGAACAAGAGAGUGUCAGGGAUGAGCCAGAUAGUGACUCGUCUCUGGAGGUCCUAGAAGUCCCUAAUCCUCAAUUGGAAGUGGUGGCCAUUGAAUCUUCUGAAUCUGGAGAAGAGAAACCAGACAGUCCAUCUAAAAAGGAUAUUUGGAACUCCACAGAGCAAAACUCAUUAGAAACUUCUCGUUCUGGUUGUGAUGAAGUUAGCUCUACCAGUGAGAUUGGCACUCGUUAUAAAGAUGGUAUCCCUGUAAGUGUGGCAGAAACUCAGACUGUGAUCUCCUCCAUUAAAGGAUCAAAGAACUCUUCAGAAAUAUCUUCCGAGCCAGGAGAUGAUGAUGAGCCCACAGAAGGGGCCUUUGAAGGGCACCAAGCUGCAGUGAAUGCAAUUCAGAUAUUUGGGAAUUUACUGUACACCUGUUCAGCAGAUAAAACUGUCCGAGCUUAUAAUCUAGUGAGUCGGAAGUGCAUUGGUGUCUUUGAGGGGCAUGCCUCCAAAGUGAACUGCCUCCUGGUAACCCAAACCUCUGGGAAGAAUGCUGCGCUUUACACUGGUUCCAGUGACCAUACCAUUCGCUGCUAUAAUGUCAAGACGCGAGAGUGUGUGGAGCAGUUAGAGCUAGAAGACCGGGUUCUGUGCCUCCAUAGUAGGUGGCGAAUCCUCUAUGCAGGACUGGCAAAUGGCACUGUGGUCACCUUCAACAUCAAGAACAAUAAACGACUUGAAGUUUUUGAAUGCCACGGCCCUCGGGCUGUCAGCUGUCUUGCCACAGCUCAGGAAGGUGCCCGAAAGCUGCUUGUUGUUGGGUCUUAUGACUGUACCAUUAGUGUACGUGAUGCACGGAAUGGACUCCUCCUCAGAACUCUGGAGGGGCACAGCAAAACCAUUCUUUGCAUGAAGGUGGUGAAUGACCUUGUGUUCAGUGGCUCCAGUGAUCAGUCAGUCCAUGCUCAUAACAUUCAUACUGGUGAGCUUGUGCGGAUCUAUAAAGGUCACAAUCAUGCAGUGACUGUGGUGAAUAUCCUAGGAAAAGUGAUGGUGACUGCUUGCCUGGAUAAAUUUGUUCGUGUCUAUGAAUUACAGUCCCAUGAUCGACUGCAAGUUUAUGGAGGACACAAAGACAUGAUUAUGUGUAUGACCAUCCAUAAAAGUAUGAUUUAUACUGGCUGUUAUGAUGGCAGUAUUCAAGCUGUGAGGCUGAAUCUGAUGCAGAAUUACCGUUGCUGGUGGCAUGGUUGCUCUCUGAUAUUUGGCGUUGUAGAUCAUUUAAAACAACAUUUGCUCACUGACCAUACGAAUCCAAACUUUCAAACUCUGAAAUGCCGCUGGAAGAACUGUGACGCUUUCUUCACUGCUAGGAAAGGAUCCAAACAGGAUGCUGCGGGACACAUUGAACGACAUGCUGAGGAUGACAGCAAAAUUGAUUCAUGAAGUUUUCUGCCUCCCACGUUGGGAAGUUAUCACUUGAACUAAUUUUACAUCGGCCCCUCACAGAGGCCACAGUCCUCCCCUCCCCGAGAAGCAGGGAAGGGGAAAGUGGUUACUAGCCAGGCUUACCACUCACAUAAGUCUGGGCAGCUCUAUGGGAUGAUAAAGACACUUUAAGUUAUUACUGGAGGUCUGUCAGAUUUAAACAGAUUUUAAGGAACCAUACUUCUCUGGAACAGCAUGGAAUAUAGUAAUCUAUGCUACUAGUAUUCUCCAGAUGUUUAUUAAAGAUACAGAUCUUAAUUGGCUACCCAGUUUGACCCUAAUCAUAUGUAUUUUUUAUUGAUUUCAGUUUGCGAUUUUUAGUUUAUGUUCUUAUGAUGGUUUAAACCCAUAGUCCGACUUUUAAGUACCAGUUUGUGCAAAUGAUAGAUUUUUAGGAUCACUUUUAAUUUCUUUAGUUCUAAUAACUGGGUAUUUAAAUUAGAAGCAGCUAGUUUCCUUUCUUAACAAUUAUGUGCAGCGUGUUUCACUAUUCUCUUGCUUUGUAGAUGGACAGAGGUGGCUUUAAAUGCCAAAGGGACACACAGUGGAUUUUUAACAGCUAAAGUGACUAUUCUGCUGGUUAUAUUUUAGGAACUUGGCAAAUCACAUACGGACAAGUCCUCACAGCACUUCCUGUUGAACGUCUGUGCCAGUUUUGAUAGGAGUGCUCAGUUCAGGGCAGUGCACAGACCUAACAUCUACCUUGACUUGCUGCUGUUAGGCCCAGGCGAUCACAGCUGCAUGUGUCGUCAGGCUGUUCAAACUGGAGUGUGGCGUUUAUCUCUUCCUUUCCAGGUUCUGACUCUCCAGGCCUGCUGCAGGUGUGGAACCUCUUAGUUUGCUCCAUUGCCAAUCCCUCCCCUCCCACUUGCCAUCAAAUACUUCCCCUAGGCUCCCAGGGUGCUUUCCACCCACCUGCAGCACCCAAGUUGGGGUAGUUAGGAUAAAGUAUCUGCACACAGUCUUUAGGGGCUCAAGCGGGCUUCUUAGAGAUUGAUUUCUGAAACAGAAGUCUUACCUUCAGCUCCCCUCUAGCUGACAAAGAAGAGUGGAGUAUGAUGAAGGUAAAGACUCAACUUGUCCAUGGAGAGCAGCCAGAUUAACAAAGCCUAGUGAGACUACUUUGUUUUUGGAUUUUUCUGGACUCUAGAGAGAAGCUGUAGAAGUGUUGCUUUCCAGCCUUUUGUUUCUGGAUUCUCAAAACUCUGAAAGAUUCGUCAGAGAACUAGGAGAAGGGACAAGAGCCCUGUGCCACAUUCAAGACUGGGGGAUGUGAUGUGUACGUUUUCUAGGAUUGCAUAGCAUGCAGGUUUAUCUCCACCCCUGUAGUGCACACACACCUACUCACAGGUCUUCACUCAGGCUCAGGGCUGGGGCUUUACCAGGGCUUCAUGGAUGGGUUUCAAGAGGGUAUAAAGUUAUAUGCAAGACUAAGUAUAUGGGUCCCCCCCCCCCCCGCCGCCCCACCCAGGAAAGGCUCCAGUGAUUCUUACUGGAGCCAUAAACAAAGAGCUAAUCUAGGAGCUACUACUAAAUAAUGAAUAACCCCACAAACUAUUUACUUCUAUCCUUAUGAACGGUAAAACUUUUUUUUUUACAUUAUUGAUAGUUGCAUAUUUGAGAGAGAACAGAGAAGAUUCUCUUGCAUAAAAUGUAUUUGUGCUGUUUCUGUCUGAGAUUAAGAAGUUUUCUUACCUCUCCUCCCCAUUUCUUGUAAGGAUGACCAGAAAAGUCAGGCUGUUGUGUGGGUUUGGGAAGGGUGACUUCCCAGGAAAGCCCAUUGUAAUUUAUUACUAAACGUGGCUUUUUAUUUGGGGCUAUAGUGAAGCUGCAUUUCUCUGUUGACUGGGCAGUGUACUAAGAAAGACUUGCAUGCUCUGUUGCAUAGGUGCCCUUCUGUCCUGCCUGAGGGCAUUUCUGAAAAGAUGAGAAUGGUGGAGCCUUUGUACAGCAGGAAGGGGUUAUGUGAGGUAUUGGGCAAUCGUGGGGAACCUUUGAAGGUAUGAACAGAUUGUUAGAAUCACUAACAACCGAUUCGAGUUUAAUUUUGGUAGAAUUGUGCACAGUGUAUCUGCCUUUGUGUGUGCAGGUGUGCAUGUUCCUUGUAUGUGUGUAUGCGCGUGGGCACCUAUAUUUGUAAUACUUUUCCUCAUUUCACAAACAUUUUCUUUGAAGCCGUGGUAAUAACGUCUUUGUUUUAAGAAUGGUAAAAUUCUUUUAACCCCAGGUUAGUGUGUUAUCCUAAAUGCACUGUUCAGCCCUUGAUUUAGAAAUAAAGGCACCAUAAGCAUCUUGGCUGCUUAUGGUUGUUUUACUGCUUUUUAGAGCCUUGAAAGUUAUGCAGAACUUUGGCUAUGUUUUGUCUUUUACAAUGUUUUAACUGAUUUUGUCCCUCCAUCUUCCUUUAGAGAAGAGUUAUGGCUGAGGUUUUUGUGUUGGUGUGUAUUUAGUACUUAAUGAAGGGAGGAAAGUGUUACAUGACCUGACAAAACCCAACUCAUUUCUUAUAAGGAGUUGGAAGCCAUUUUUAGAAUGUUAUCCUUAAUCACCUGUGCCUACUUCUAAUGGCUAGAAGCCAAGAAAACCAUAGUAUUAGUCCUGUUGUGUGCAUAUGCUAGUGUUUGAAUGGCAGUUUACAACAAUGUAUCAGUCACUUCAAGUUUUAUCCUAAAGUUUUUAAUCAGGUUCAGACUGUGUUUUGACACACACCUCUUUUGAGUUAUAAAGCAGUUAAACACAUAAGAGCAAAGAAUGAUCUUGACCUGAUGUUACUUGAAUUUGAGGGAACGCCAUUGCUACUAUACUCCUGCUUUUGUGGGGGAAAAUAUAUUCCUGCCCUAGAAGUUAGCAGUCGAGUGUUUAGCUCCUGACCUACCUAUAAUUUAUAGGCAAUAUCAUUGCUCUUUAAGUGAUGAUUUGCCUAACAAAGGGGCUUUUUUGUUUUGGUUUUGGGGUAGAUUAUACAGUAGACAACUUUAGUGACUAGGUAUGUGGAUGAUAUGGUGGGAGUAGGUGUACAACACUUAGUGGAAUGGUAUGGUCUAUUUUAUGGAAGAAAAUUCAUUGGAAGGGAGAUCAAAGUAUAUCAUGAAGUAGGAUUUAAACAACACAUACCCUCUGGUUUAUGCACAUAGCCGCCAUUUGUAUUCGCUGACUUACAAAUUUUGUUUCUGCUACCAAAAGGAGAGCUCCUAGACCUGUUAUGGAGGCCAUGCCUGCCAUAUUGGUAAAACUAUGAUUUCAUCCCUACCCCAAAUCAUCACAAUCUUUAGGAUUUCAGAGAAACUGUCUAAUGGAUUAGGAUAGAAGCUAUGAUUGUAGGUGACUUGGGCAAUACUGAGUUCCAUGUGCAAGUGGAUGUGAAAUCCUGGUGUAAACCAAACAUUAUACUUAUUAGACAGUAACCUCUACCCUCACCUCCAGCUCCCAAGUAUAUGGCCCUGCUGGGUCAUAUGGCAACUGAAGUUUCCUAGAUUCACUUUACAUUCAAGGUCGUAGCCCAGUUGAAUUGGUGGGGGAGGAAGUCAAGGAGGAAAGGCUAUUGAAGAUCCUUCUCCUGCUUGAGAGAAAUAUAUGUCCUAGAGCUGCUCCAGUACCCUUGGUAUAUGAAUUUUUUUUUAUAUAUUGAAUAUGGAUUAGAAGAAUGAAAUCAGAUGACAUUUGACUGCAAAAAAUGUUUAUAGCUUAGCCUUCUUACAUUUUGGUAUAAAGCUGUGAACUUCAUAACUUUGUAAAAGCAAGAUAUAAAGCAAAUACAAGAGGAAAAUAAAGUACUUUUACUAAUUGUU